This is a messenger RNA of Helobdella robusta, 3278 nucleotides long. RefSeq lists its product as hypothetical. Lineage: Eukaryota; Metazoa; Annelida; Clitellata; Rhynchobdellida; Glossiphoniidae. Gene Ontology annotation, cellular component: membrane. The transcript has 20 exons. The record is from RefSeq and is a predicted model, not a curated record. Gene Ontology annotation, molecular function: P-type sodium:potassium-exchanging transporter activity; ATP binding; ATP hydrolysis activity. The coding region runs from base 49 to 3000 and encodes 983 amino acids. Gene Ontology annotation, biological process: intracellular potassium ion homeostasis; potassium ion import across plasma membrane; intracellular sodium ion homeostasis.
AAGAAGGUCGGCAAGGAAGAUUUGGAGAACCUCAAGAGGGAAGUUGAAAUGGAUGAGCACAAGAUACCUCUUGAUGUCUUGCAGCAGAGGCUGGGAACUAACUUCACCACUGGUCUGACACAGGCGAAAGCUAAGGAGAUAUUAGAACGAGAUGGUCCAAACCAGCUCAGUCCACCAAAAACAACUCCUGAAUGGGUGAAAUUCUGUAAGCAACUUUUUGGCGGUUUUUCCAUUCUGCUUUGGAUUGGUGCAAUCCUCUGCUUUUUUGCUUACUCCAUCGUUGCAACGACAUCAGAAGAUCCUUCUAAAGAUAACCUGUAUCUAGGCAUCGUGCUGACAGCAGUGGUCGUCGUCACUGGCUGCUUCUCUUACUACCAGGAAGCUAAAAGUUCUCGCAUCAUGGAAUCUUUCAAAAAUCUUGUGCCUCAGUUUGCCAUAGUGAUUCGCAAUGGUGAGAAGUUGAAUGUCCAUGCAGAGGAGCUGGUGGUUGGAGACAUUGUGGAGGUGAAGUUUGGAGAUCGCGUUCCCGCUGACAUCAGGAUUCUAAGUGCACAUGGAUUCAAAGUGGAUAAUUCGUCUCUCACUGGAGAAUCAGAACCCCAGACUCGAACUCCGGAAUUCACUAACGAUAAUCCAUUGGAGACACGCAACAUUGCUUUCUUCUCAACAAAUGCUGUUGAAGGCACCUGUAUAGGAAUAGUCGUCAGCACAGGAGACAGAACUGUCAUGGGCAGGAUCGCUGGGUUGGCUUCUGGAUUGGAAACAGGAUCAACACCCAUUGCAAGAGAAAUCGCCCACUUCAUACACCUUAUCACUGCUGUUGCCGUUUUCCUCGGUGUUACAUUCUUCAUCAUUGCGUUCAUCCUGGGUUACAACUGGUUGGAUGCAGUCAUAUUUUUGAUUGGUAUCAUCGUGGCGAAUGUUCCUGAAGGUCUGCUGGCUACUGUUACGGUGUGUUUGACAUUGACUGCUAAAAGAAUGGCGAGCAAGAAUUGUCUGGUGAAGAAUCUGGAAGCUGUGGAAACUCUUGGAUCAACGUCAACAAUCUGCUCUGAUAAAACUGGAACUCUCACACAGAACAGAAUGACUGUGGCUCACAUGUGGUUCGAUGAUCACAUCGUCGAGGCGGACACCAGCGAUGAUCAGUCAAAUGCUACGUAUGACAAAAAUUCAGCCACCUGGAUGGCUUUAGCGCGAAUAGCUAUGUUGUGCAACAGGGCAGAGUUCAAACAAGGUCAAGAUCAGUUCCCUGUUUUGAAAAGAGAGUGCAACGGUGAUGCAUCAGAAUCGGCAUUGUUGAAAUGUGUUGAAUUAUCCAUUGGCAAGGUCACUCAGUACAGAGCUGCUCAUCCCAAAAUCUGUGAAAUACCCUUCAACUCAACUAACAAGUACCAGGCUUCCAUACAUGAAAUGGAGACAGAGAAUUCACACUAUUUGCUGGUAAUGAAGGGAGCUCCUGAAAGAAUUUUGGAGCGAUCUCAGACAAUCUUGAUGAAUGGUGUGGAUGAGAAGAUGACGGAAAAAUGGAAAGACGCUUUCAACCAAUCAUAUUUGGAGCUUGGAGGCUUGGGCGAAAGAGUUCUUGGAUUUUGUGAUUUGGAAUUACCAAAAUCUAAAUUCCCCAAGGGGUAUAAAUUUGAUGCCGAUGCUGAAAACUUUCCAUUGACUGAUCUUCGCUUUGUUGGAUUGAUGGCCAUGAUUGAUCCACCGAGAGCUGCCGUACCUGAUGCUGUCAGCAAAUGCAGGAGUGCUGGCAUUAAGGUCAUCAUGGUGACAGGUGACCAUCCAAUCACUGCAAAGGCCAUCGCGAAAGGUGUCGGCAUCAUUUCAGAGGGUAAUGAAACAGUGGAGGACAUUGCUGUAAGGAAAGGAAUUCCUGUUUCCCAAGUCAACCCGAGAGAGGCCAAGGCAUGCGUUGUGCAUGGAACAGAUUUGAGGGACAUGACACCGGCACAGAUUGAUGACGUACUCAAGUACCAUUCAGAAAUCGUGUUUGCCAGGACAUCUCCCCAGCAGAAACUCAUCAUUGUUGAGGGGUGCCAGCGACAAGGUGCCAUUGUGGCAGUCACUGGAGACGGUGUCAACGACUCGCCUGCUCUCAAGAAGGCAGACAUCGGUUGUGUUGCUAUGGGGAUUGCAGGAUCGGAUGUGAGCAAACAGGCAGCUGAUAUGAUAUUGCUCGAUGAUAACUUCGCUUCCAUUGUUACUGGAGUGGAGGAAGGUCGGUUGAUUUUUGACAAUCUGAAGAAGUCAAUUGCGUACACCUUGACCAGCAACAUUCCUGAAAUAUCUCCUUUCCUCUUUUUCAUCAUUGCCGAUGUUCCUCUGCCACUGGGUACCAUCACUAUCCUCUGCAUAGAUCUGGGAACCGACAUGGUGCCCGCCAUCUCGUUGGCCUACGAACAGGCUGAAAGUGACAUCAUGAAGAGGAUGCCCAGAGAUCCCAUCAAUGACAAACUUGUCAACAGCAGGUUAAUUGGCAUGGCUUACGGCCAGAUUGGCAUGAUCCAGGCAUCUGCAGGUUUCUUCACCUACUUCGUCAUCAUGGCUGAAAAUGGUUUCUGGCCGAAGCGGUUGUUUGGACUUAGAAGGGAGUGGGACUCAAAGAGCGUCACUGAUAUUGAAGAUUCCUAUGGUCAGGAGUGGAAUUAUGGCCAGAGGAAGGUGUUGGAGUUCACUUGUCACACUGCCUUCUUCAUGGCAAUCGUCAUUGUACAGUGGACUGAUCUGAUCAUUUGCAAGACUCGUCGUAAUUCAGUCAUACACCAAGGAAUGAUGAACCAUCAUAUGACUUUCGGAUUGUUCUUCGAGACCACCCUCGCUGCAUUCCUUGCUUACUGUCCUGGUCUCGAUAAGGGUCUAAGGAUGUACCCAUUGAAAUGGACGUGGUGGUUGGUUCCUCUUCCGUUCAGUAUUGUUAUUUUCAUUUACGAUGAGAUUCGAAGAUACAUCUUACGUCGCAAUCCAGGUGGAUGGCUGGAGAUGGAAACUUAUUAUUAAUCAUCUUACUUUUCGCUGUCUACUCAUGAAUAUGAUGCUAGGUCGAUGAUCGAUUGGUUGUGGUAAUUGCCUGCUGCACGUUCGCAUGUAUUUGUAAUGUUACGGUUUUUUUAAUAAUAAAAUUUAAUUCCGAUAUUCAGGGAAUUGAGCUGCACGAGUUUAAUGUUUUUUGUGUGAAAUGUUGAUUGAUUGAUUGGGUGGAUGACUCAGUUUGUAGGCAGUUGGUUUUCUGAUUGACUGAUUGGUGACUUCUUGAUUGUCAUAUUGAUUCAUCUACU